Messenger RNA from Paramuricea clavata, 942 nucleotides. NCBI's taxonomy places the organism in Eukaryota, Metazoa, Cnidaria, Anthozoa, Malacalcyonacea, Plexauridae. The record is from the annotation of a GenBank genome assembly.
GCAUGGUCAAUUUUAUCGCCAAGUUUGCACCGAACAUUUCAGACGUCACCGCACCUCUGAGAGAACUCACCAAGAAGAACGUUGCAUUCCACUGGCUCGAAACACACGAGAAAGCGUUCCGAGAUCUACAGAAUUCACUAACUGACCCUGCUACUCUGCGUUACUACGAUGUAGCAAAACCAGUGACACUCCAAGUCGACGCUUCACAGAGAGCUGCUCUAAUCCAAAACCAAGGUCCAGUAGCUUAUGCAUCGAAAGCCAUGAACGACACUCAACGACGCUAUGCACAGAUCGAAAAGAAACUGCUGGCUGUUGUUUUCGUCUGCAAAAGAUUCCAUCAGUACGUUUAUGGUAAAACCAUUACUGUCGAAAGCGACCACAAACCUCUGGAAGCUAUUCUCAAAAAACCCUUGUCACAAGCACCGAGUCGCCUCCAAAAAAUGUUAGUGUACAAAAAUGUUAAUGUACAUCGCUGAUGCGCUGUCACGUGCAUUUCCUCCUGAGAUAAUACCAGAGCAAUUUGAAGAAGACAUCGCUUCGAAGCGAUUCAUCCAUCUGCUGUCAUCCGAGUCUUACGUCACUGACCGGAAACUUCAAGCCAUCAAAGAUGAAAUCCAUACAAACGAAACAAUGCAACUUUUGGUCAAACAGAUACAAGAUGGAUGGCCAGAUCAUAAGAUACUGGUUCCAAGUGAAGUACAACCGUACUACCCAUACCGCCAAGAACUGACUACCGAAGGUGGGCUUAUCUACAAGGCCCACAUAUCCUGUUCCACAUAUCCUCAUCACGCCGGUGCCAACCAACAAGAACCACUUCGUCCACAUGAAAUUCCCAGUCGACCCUGGCAAAAAGUCGGCACUGAUCUUUUUGACUGGAAUGGAAAACCGCAUUUAAUAGUCGCUGACUAUUACAGCCGAUACCCCGAAGUUUCUGAACUUUGA